This is a messenger RNA of Emiliania huxleyi CCMP1516, 609 nucleotides long. RefSeq lists its product as hypothetical. The transcript is spliced from 2 exons. The annotation marks the transcript as partial. The record is from RefSeq and is a predicted model, not a curated record. NCBI's taxonomy places the organism in Eukaryota, Haptophyta, Isochrysidales, Noelaerhabdaceae.
GCACUCCCCGUGCACUCGAUAGCACUCGAUAGCACUCAAAAGCACUCGCAGAGCACUCCCUGUGCACUCCCCGUGCACUCGAUAGCACUCGGUAGCACUCAAAAGCACUCACAGAGCACUCCCUGUGCACUCCCCGUGCACUCUAUAGCACUCGGUAGCACUCAAAAGCACUCACAGAGCACUCCCCGUGCACUCCCCGUGCACUCCCCAGCACUCCCCGUGCACUCGAUAGCACUCGAUAGCACUCAAAAGCACUCGCAGAGCACUCCCUGUGCACUCCCCGUGCACUCGAUAGCACUCGGUAGCACUCAAAAGCACUCACAGAGCACUCCCUGUGCACUCCCCGUGCACUCUAUAGCACUCGGUAGCACUCAAAAGCACUCACAGAGCACUCCCCGUGCACUCCCCGUGCACUCGAUAGCACUCGGUAGCACUCGAAAGCACUCACAAAGCACUCCCCGUGCACUCCCCGUGCACUCGAUAGCACUCGGUAGCACUCAAAAGCACUCACAGAGCACUCCCUGUGCACUCCCCGUGCACUCGGUAGCACUCGGUAGCACUCAAAAGCACUCACAGAGCACUCCCCGUGCACUCGAUAGCACUCGGUAG